This is a messenger RNA of Penicillium griseofulvum, 1485 nucleotides long. RefSeq names its product flavin-containing monooxygenase. The transcript has a single exon. The record is from RefSeq and is a predicted model, not a curated record. NCBI's taxonomy places the organism in Eukaryota, Fungi, Ascomycota, Eurotiomycetes, Eurotiales, Aspergillaceae. Bases 1 to 1485 code for a protein of 494 amino acids. Gene Ontology annotation, molecular function: NADP binding; N,N-dimethylaniline monooxygenase activity; flavin adenine dinucleotide binding.
AUGGAAACAAAACAAUUCGAUGUCAUCAUUGUUGGUGCUGGUAUCUCCGGUAUCAAUGCCGCCUAUCGCAUUCAAACACAACUUCCCAACUACACUUAUACCAUUCUUGAAGCUCGUACCGAUUUAGGUGGUACUUGGGAUCUCUUCAAGUAUCCUGGGAUUCGUUCUGAUUCUGAUCUUUUCACCUUUGGUUUCCAGUUCAAUCCUUGGUUGCGUGAUAAUCCCAUUGCUGAGGGUUCUGCCAUUAAGGAGUAUGUACGAGAGACAGCGACCAAAUAUGGCAUUGACAAACAUAUCCUCUAUAACCACCGCCUAUCAUCUGCAGACUGGUCCUCCAAUGAAAACAAUUGGUCGCUCACUGUCGAUCACAAUGACUCUGAAGAAAUCUACACCGCCCGCUAUGUGAUCUUUGGCACGGGCUACUACAACUACAAGGAUCCCCUGAAUCCUGACAUCCCUGGCCUGGAUGCUUUCCAGGGUCAGAUUGUCCAUCCACAAUUCUGGCCCAAUGACUUCCAAUAUAAGGACAAGAAGAUUGUUAUCAUCGGAUCUGGCGCGACCGCCGUCACUCUCCUCCCCAAUCUCGCCGAUCAUGCCGCCCGUGUCACAAUGCUCCAGCGCAGCCCAACCUAUAUUCUCUCCCUCCCAAACCGAUCAAACAGCCGUUGGCUUUCCUACAUCCUCCCCAAUUCCCUGUAUAUCAGAUUGCAGCGCUUGAUUUACCUCUACACCAAUCGCAUCUUCUUCCUCUUCUGCCAGCGCUUCCCGAAUUUUUCCCGUUGGUUGCUGAAGUUGAAUGUGCGCAAGCAAUUGCCCACCCAUAUCCCCUACGACCCACAUUUCAAGCCCAAAUACAACCCCUGGGAGCAGCGGUUGUGUGUUUGCCCCGAUGGGGAUCUGUUCCAAAGUCUGCGACAGGGCAAGGCGGAUGUCAAGACUGAUACAAUUCGCGAGGUUACAAAGAAUGGUAUUUUGUUGAAUUCUGGCGAGCAACUCGAUGCAGAUAUUAUUAUUACUGCUACGGGCUUGCGCUUGCAGAUUGCUGGUGGAUCGGCCCUGUCUGUGGACGGGAAGAAGAUUGACACCGGGGAGAAAUACCUGUGGAAUGGAGUCAUGCUCCAGGAUGUGCCUAAUGCCGCUUUCGUGAUUGGGUAUACCAAUGCCUCGUGGACUCUCGGUGCGGAUGCUACGGCGCAGUUUGUCUGUCGUUUGCUCAAGGAUCUUGAGUCGCGGAAGUUGAUCGCUGCUGUGCCCCGUCUGAAGGAGACGGAUGCUGCGACCCUUCAGGAGCGUCCUCUCUUGAACCUCAAAUCUACUUAUGUGUCCGUUGCUAAAAGCGUCUUACCUAAGGCCGCUGACCGUGGUCCCUGGCAGCCGCGUGAUCACUACGUGAAGGACAUGAAGUUUGCUCAGGCUGGUGAUAUUGAGACCGGACUGGAGUUUACGCCAGGGCCGAGUCUGCGUCUGCGCUCUAAGAUGUCGUAA